Molecule: messenger RNA, 5441 nt
Organism: Silurus meridionalis
Lineage: Eukaryota; Metazoa; Chordata; Actinopteri; Siluriformes; Siluridae
Gene: dlgap4b
Product: discs, large (Drosophila) homolog-associated protein 4b
Exons: 14
Coding region: 497-3874 (1125 amino acids)
Biological process (GO): signaling
Cellular component (GO): postsynaptic specialization; glutamatergic synapse
Molecular function (GO): molecular adaptor activity
Source: RefSeq, a predicted model, not a curated record
UGUGAGGAGUGUUGCAGCAUCAGUGCUUGUUUUCAAGCCCCGUCUCUUCGGUGCAAACGUGAAUGAACUGAGUACUGAUGAAAAUCACUGUUUCAGCCGCUUCCGUUCGCUGGAGACAAGCCGACUCACAGGCGAAACGAGUUCAUUCCAGUACUCUCCAAAUUUCUAGUAAAUUUCCAAUUCACGAGGCUUUUCGGAAUCGGAACAACCUACAAGUGAACUUGAUCACUGACUGAAAUACAAAGCCGACUGUUACCGCGUUCAGAAGAGACAGACUGCAAUCUUAAGUUUCUCCCCAUCACACGACCGGGAUAAUUAAUCGCACUUGUGACACAAUCAACUUAAUGAGCGCAGCUAAAAGGAAGCUGAGAGUUUGUUUGAUCCCGCCCACCCGUGUGAUGAACUUCAAAUGACGACUCCUCCAGGGUGCGCCACUCUCCCUGGUGGAGCCAUGCUGUUACUAUAGGGGUCUUUGGGGGGGUUGCCACAUCGCAUCAUGAAAGGCUACACCCCCCACCGCACACAUCACCUCUCCGACUGUGAACCUCCGCACUCGCCAUCUCGGCUAGAUCCAUUGUACCUGCCCUCAGCUACCAACCUUUCUCAUCAACCCUACAUUGUCCCUUCUUCCACCAUGGAUCACUACGGAGCCCUGGAACCCCAUCACUUCUCCACUUCGCAAAGCACAGGUGGUCUUCCCCCAGACUGCCUGAUGCCACUCAACAACCAGCUGUCCACCAGUAGCACCUUCCCACGUAUCCAUUACAACUCCCAUUUCGAGCAGGGUGACUUCUCACCCCCAAGUAGAGACAACAUCGGGGGCAUCAGCACGGGUACAAUGGGUACCUCUAUGUCCAUUGGCAUGGGAAUGAACAUGGGACACGGACCAGGAAGGACAGCCAUGAUCACCAGUGGAUCUGCUACCAUAUCAGGCGCAGGGAAGAUGAACAGGUUACCAGCGAAUCUCCUGGAUCAGUUUGAGAAGCAGCUGCCAGGGCAGCGGGACGGCUUCAGCACUUUACAAUUUCAUCGUAGCACAGCUGUUGAAACAACGAAACAGCAACAGCAGCGUACCGACAGCCCAGGAAAGAUCCGCUACCUGGUCCACUCUGUGCAGAAACUCUUCGCUAAGUCACAGUCGUUAGAAAGCUCGGCUAUGAAAGGCAAUAUGAACGGGCGCUCAGGGCACAGUGCCAACGAGGACAAACACCAUCGGCGCAGCAAAAGCAAAGACCGUGCCAAGAGUGAGGGCACAGCAAAACGGCGUCCACGCUCCAACAUGUCUGGCUACUGGAGCUCAGAUGACCUGGACAGUGAUAUCAUUAACUACAGAAGCCCUAUGGCAAUGAUGACUCUGGGUCGUCAGAGCUCUGCAGCAGGGUCAGCGUUGGAAAGCCAAGUGAAUUCAAAGUACUUAAUGCAAGGUUACAACACCAUCAGCGAGCACACCCUGAAAACUUCAAAGAGCAACAAUGACCUAAAGCACCAGGGUCUCCUUGCUCUCCCAGGCCCUGGGGGAGGUGGGGGAGGGGGAGGAAGAGUAGCGGUAGUGGAAGGGAAUUAUGGGAAGAGUGGGCCCUGGUCCACACUCACACUGGCACCCAGUAGACAGUUAUGCCAGAAGGGCUCAGCCACGCUGGAUCGUUCACUUCUCAAGUCCAAGUCAUGCCAGCAGGAGCUGGCCUGCCAUUACCUCCAGGUGCGAGGCAGGAUGCCCUCUACAGGAGAUUGGAGUGGGACGCUUGGUCGAGGUGAGAUCCCGUGCAGGCGGAUGCGCAGUGGUAGCUACGUAAAGGCCAUGGGGGACCUGGAGGACAGCGAUGACUCGGACAACAGCUUGAAACCCUCACCAAAGACUUCUGCGCGUAGACAGAGCUACCUACGUGCCACACAGCAGUCCCUCAGUGACCAGUUCCCUUCCAGAAACCGUCCUCUGGACUACUCGAUGCUCCAGGGGGAUCUAGAGGCCCUGUGGUCUCCCCUCCACAGCAUUGCAACUCUGCAGCAGAUCGGACGCUCUGUAAGUUGUCUUCCAUCUCUGCGAGAAUUCUCUGGGAAUCGCAGCGUGGAUAAUUUGGACUGUAUUGGCGGUUCCGUCAGUUCAUCAUUCCCACGCUGGGAUGAUGACGACUUCAGCCAGGGCUGUAGCACACUUGGACGCAACAGCUGCAUCAGCCAGAUGCGGGACCCCGAGUUGAACCAACGCUAUGGAGAAGACUCCUGCUCAGAAUCUGUGUUCGGAGAGAUGCACGCGCUCACACGGUCUCACUCCCGGACAGAGGAACCCGAUUUGCCCACGUGUUUCCGUUCCCGAAGCCAUAGUUAUCUCCGUGCCAUCCAGGCUGGCUGCUCCCAGGAUGAUGACACAGCAUCAUUAGAUUCAGACUCCCCACCACCGACUGCUACAACUGUACGCACCUACAGCACCAGCACCGUCUCAACAUGUAUAACAACGUGUAAGAAGAUAGCUCCGCCCCCUGUCCCUCCCCGCAAUUCCAACUCCAAGCCCUUUAUCUCAGUCACAGUGCAGAGCAGCACCGAAUCGGCGCAGGACGGUUACCUGGACAACCACGAGCGCAGGAGCCACACCAACGGCAGCUCGUCCGACAGCAGCCUGACAAAAGGGUCACGAAAUCAUCCGUCUGUGCUUGGACCUAGCGAGGUUCCAGCAGCUGUUGUGCUUGCAUCCAACUCCUCUCGUGAGCUGCAGAAUGAGCAGUUGAAGGCAGGAGGCACAACAGACGAGCCCAGGACGGACCACGUACCCCGUCGCAAACUUUCCUCUAUUGGUAUACAGGUGGACAGCAUCCAGGAAAUUCAGACCCGAGUCGAGACACCACCGCCAUUGGCCAAAUUCCAGUCAAUUGGAGUGCAGGUGGAGGACGGCUGGACACUCAGCCGCUCCAGUAGUAUGGCAUCAAAGCAAGAAACUGACUCAGACACACAAGAUCUCUCUCUUAAUUCCGUCACCAGUGUUACAUCCAACACCAACGCCUCAAGACCCACUGAGAAAAAAGUCAUGGUGAACAGUGCCAGCCAAGCCGUGGAUUUCCACGCUCAAGUUUCUCUCGACAAUGGUAGCCACGACGAUGAUGUUGUGACAACCAGCGGCCCUUCUCGUCAGCUCCUGACUAAUCGCUCAACAACAAGAAGCAGCUCUUCUUCGUUUUCAGAGAGUUUAGACCCCGCCCUGGACCCCUCCUCCUUGCCUCCGCCUGACCCCUGGCUGGAGAGCGGGAACGGGACCGGAAACGGAGGCCCCACGCACGUGUCGUCAGGUGGCAUGUCUGCAUGCCGGAGAGAUGGACAUUGGUUCCUGAAGCUGCUGCAGGCAGAGACCGCACGGAUGGAGGGAUGGUGCAAACAGAUGGACGAGGAGACCAAAGAGCACCAGCUCUCAGAGGAGGUGCUGGGUAAGGUACGCAGUGCAGUGGGCAGUGCUCAGCUCCUCAUGUCUCAAAAGUUUCAGCAGUUCAGAGGGCUAUGUGAACAAAAUUUGAAUGUGAAUGCUAACCCAAGGCCCACAGCUCAGGACUUGGCAGGAUUCUGGGAUCUUCUGCAGCUCUCGAUAGAAGACAUUAGCCUCAAGUUUGAUGAGCUUUACCACCUCAAAUCUAAUGACUGGAAACUGGAUCGAGAUUCUCCAGACAAACAGAAAACUCAGAAACAGGCUCCACCUGUGCCAAAGAAACCUGGGAAGACCAAGGCGGUGUUGAACCGAGAGAAAAGCAGCGACACGGCAGAUAAACAGAGGCAGGAAGCCCGCAAGAGACUGAUGGCAGCCAAGAGAGCGCAGUCAGUCAAACAGAACUCGACCACCGAGAGCUCAGACAACAUCGAGAUCUACGUCCCCGAAGCCCAGACACGCCUCUGAGAAAAGAGAAUUAAGGAGACAGGCCCACAGCUUAUCCAUAUUGGGGGGUGGAGGGAUGGGGGGUCUUGGGUAAAAGGAAAAAGAGAAGAUGAAAUUGAGAAGACAUUUAGGCUUUUCUUAUAUCAGAUGCAAAAUGCUCUUUACUUUGGUGGUAGCCUAAAACCAGAAAAGGUUCAUGUGGGAAUUGUGGAUCCACACAAAGAGCUUCUCUUUUCAGAGACUGCCAAGGAAAACCUCACAGACUUUUAUUAUUAUUAUUAUUAUUAUUAUUAUUAUUACUACUACUUAUAAUUAUAUCACCUAAAGUCUAUAUCAGACUGUUUUAAAUGUUCUAAUAUCUUGGAUAAGAGAUUUAAUCUACGUGGACUAAGGUAGCCACACUUGGAAUUUUUUGCCUUUCCACCACUACAUCCAGUAGAAAAUCCACAGAAGUUUCCAUACAUGCUCGGUGGAUGCCUUCGUGUCCGUGCCAUCUCUGAAAUAUUUGUCUUCCUGUUUACUAAUUUGGUCUCUUAAAUUCAGCCUCUAGUACAAGCUAUAGAAAUCGGUUCUUGGCGCUAAACAGUGACCGACCUACAGAAGCCUGGUAGAAUGGAACAGAAUGUAGGGCACUUUCUUAUAUCACCCAGCUGGUGUUCAGUCCUUUCUCUCAGUAAGCUUUCAUACCAUUUAUUGGGAGCUUGCCUUAUGUAACUGUACACACGUACACACACACACACACACACACACACACACAUACACUCGCACUCCAUUUUAAAGGAGCAAUAAGUAGAAUCUCUUUUAAAAUGUGAUUUAAAAAAGCUUAAGGAAAAUAAAUAUCAAAUAAUAAUAGAUGUAGGAGGUUUUGGAAAGAUGAAUGCCUGUUCUAAUAUCUUGAUAAGCCAUGUAAUUAUCAGAGAUACUAUUGCGUGGGACUGAAUUAGAACAGAUAAAAUACCAUUUACUGCCACUUUUAAUGUUUUUUGGGGGCAUUUUGUUCUAAAAAAAUGAGAAGGCAUGUUACAAUCUAAAUGCCUUUUGUAUUGCAGUCGAAAGCGUCACUUUGCCAUAAUAAAGGCACAAGCUUGGUUCUUCAGACAUGUAGCAUUCACAUUCUAGCUUGCACAUAAAGCCUGAUCACGUGUAAACUACACACAGCCAGUUUUAGUAUCCUGUAGGGGGGGAAGAACUAGCUGCUUUUUAGAUUUAUUUUGUUUUGGAUUUUUUUUUUUUACUGUAUAGAAAUAUCUGAUCAUGAAAGUCAAGUAAUGAAUUUCUGAAACGCUGACUGUUUAAGUGGCGAUUUUACCGAAUCGAGUCCCUCUAACGCUGUAUAAAACUUACACAAUACAUUUACAGAGUUAGAACAAUCCUAAGGUAGACUAUGGAGUGACAGCACCGCUUUGUGCUUAUUCAUGUCCUACUUCAUGUAAACUGUCCUGACAGAUUGAAGGCAUUUUAUCCUGCAUUUCAUAGUCUUAUCUUUUUUGUUGUUUUUUUUACACUUUAUUUACCUUGUUAUCAUUAUUGAAGUCUCAUUGAAACCCGUCUGUUUAAAGAAGAAUCAUUAAAUGUUAUUUUAUAUGCA